Molecule: messenger RNA, 1263 nt
Organism: Cotesia congregata
Lineage: Eukaryota; Metazoa; Arthropoda; Insecta; Hymenoptera; Braconidae
Source: the annotation of a GenBank genome assembly
AUUGUUUUUAGAUGCAGCGGAUAUUGGCCAAUGAUUUCAUCAGCCAAAACAAUUUUUAAAAUAUUGAAUUAUCUAUUACGUAUUUUUAAUUUAACUAUAUUUUUGUUUUUGACGUCGAUUAUAAUCGGUGACGCAAUUUCUAAUUUUGAUGACUUAUCGCUCAUCACAGAUAACUUAUGUUUUUUAAUCGGCUGCUUUGAAGUUGCAUCGAAGGCAUUCAAGUUCACUACUGAAUACAAAAAUAUUAUGCUAUUGAUCAAAGAUAUUUAUGAACCAUUUGAUAUGCUCAAAACUAUGGAUAAUCUAGAAGUGAUGACACAAAUUAACAGUUUAGCCCGAUUUGAAAUCAAACAAGCUUCUAUACUGAUUGGUCUCGUUACUUUGUUAGUAAUAGCUCGUAUUUUUGGCGCUGACCGAACAGCCAAACAAUUUCCUGUUCGUGCUUAUUUUCCAUUUGACUCAUCUACAUCUCCCCGUUAUCAAUUACUGUACCUUGCAGUAUCCUACGGUGUUAUUUUUAUAGACUUUUCUUUAUUUGCAUUCGACAUGGUAAUCGUUGUGAUAAUGAGGUACUUAACCUUCCAUUUGAAAAUAUUGUUAGCUAAUUACAGACACUGCCACGUUAAACCAAUCGAAACUACCGAUGACAAUUUAUCGUCUGACCUAAAAGUGAUUGGAAAAUAUGACGCAAUAACGCAUGCAAAUAAUGAAGACGAUGAUGAUCAAAAAGAAGAUAUUGAAAACUUUGUAUUUUUUAAACUUAACAAUGAAGAUGUAAAUAAAAUAAAUACUUUCGAUUGGAGAUUGAAGCAAUGCAUCAUGCAUCAUCAGAAAAUAGUAAAGAUGACGACAAUUCUUAACGACUGCUUCAGUUUUUGUGUUGUUAUUCAAAUUAUGGCUAGUACUAUAUUAAUAUGUCUGAACGGAUUUCAAAUUUUGUUAGCUAACGAUGAUACUCAUUUAUUUUUAAGACGAAUUAUGGCUAUAUUUACAGUUUUACUGCAACUAUUUUUCUGGUGCUGGUAUGGAAACAGUAUGAGCACCGUAGCAGAUGCACUCACUUACAAUCAAUGGAUGUGCGGUUGGGAAAAUGAAUUCAAACGAGGUGUGAGCAAUUCCGUAACUACAUCUAUGGUUCUAUCACUGCGAUCACUAGAACUACGAGCUAUGGGCCUGGUUCCUUUAUCGCUGCAAACAUUUGUUUCGGCUAUGAAGACGUCAUACUCGGUGUUAAUACUUUUACUCACCGUAGUUGAAGACUGA